Tricharina praecox is the source of this 1231-nucleotide messenger RNA. RefSeq lists its product as uncharacterized. The transcript has a single exon. NCBI's taxonomy places the organism in Eukaryota, Fungi, Ascomycota, Pezizomycetes, Pezizales, Pyronemataceae. The annotation marks the transcript as partial. The record is from RefSeq and is a predicted model, not a curated record.
CCAUCCCCAGCCUGACAACCCGUACCACAUCUCGCCAGUUCAGUCUCUCUCCGAAGCGGAAAGCAUAUACCCUCUCGACCGAACGCGGAAAUAAAAGCUCCUCCUGCCACAGAACGCGCAGUCCGUCACCUCAUCAAGUGCGAUGAAUACCAUCAACGAAUUCGACAUACCGCCCAACAUCAAGUUUGUGCUCGGCGUCACCAGAUGGUUCUACAUGCCCACGAAAGACGGGAAACUUAUCCGCGCCGUCGCCGUGGAAUCCUCAGAGGCUGCCAAGUGGAUUGCCGCAUACACGUUGCUGCUGAUUUUGAUCUUCGCCGGGAUCGCUCGCCUGGUUAAAGAUGUGGUGUAUGGAUCCGCUCCCCGCUGUCAUCUUCGCUGGUGCCCCAACAUGCAUACAGUGUUACCUUCUUCCCCCUCCGUGGAAACGGAAAUCGAUACGCCAUGCUGGUCGGAUACCACAACACAAACGAUCUGGUCACGACUAUUCUGCUGGCUACGGCCUACUGUUGGAAGAUCUGCACCUCCGUGACCGGUGGUGGUCGCGGCCGCAUGGAAUGGAGCAUUUUCUGGCUGGGCGCCGGGCUCAUCUUACUCUCUCUUGGUCUACUCCUUGCCAACGCCAUGGGGGGUGUGCUCGUUCCUGGAAAUCUACGGAUCGGCAAUAUCGCCAGAGUGAACCCCGAUAUCAUAUUCUCGCCCACCCAGAAACAAACGCGUCCAAUCUCUACGAAUACGUGCAGCAAUUCCAAAGCCCCAAAGCAUUUCGCGCCAUGGUUGACCCAGUGCAGGCGAAGCUCGCCUUGACGGGCAAGUACCGAAUGAACUCCACUCCAAUCGAUCCGGACGGACCCGAGCCUAGGCUCAGAUUCAACUACACCUAUGAGGUCACCGGCCUCGAAUUUGGCUUACAGAGGGCCCCCGGGUUGAGAUACACGGUCACCCGCACGUGCAACACCAGAUACGAUUGGUACGACGCCAACAGCUCGACUGUUGACGAAGAAUUAUACUUCCCCAGGGAUCCGGACGAUUUACCUCUAGACCCGGAGUGCUUUUUUUUUGUUAAGAAUGAGACAACAGUUCCAACUGCUCAAUUUUACGCCCCUCCGACGAAUUCGAGCAUACGACCCUUUGUGCUUAUUCCGCAAACCACAAACCGCGAAAGCGAAACACGGAAUCUCAUUGAUCCGUGGUACCUAGCCCGGGACGUAGCGUUUCCGGACCAAGAGCG